AUGGGGCCUGGGGCGGAGGCCUGGGACCAACUUUUGCUGACUAUGGCCACUGCUCUGAUGCUGUCCAUGAGGCUUCCAGGCUCCUGGGGGGCUAGGAUCAUCGGGGGCCGAGAGGUGGCCCCGCACUCCCGUCCCUACAUGGCGUCGGUGAAGUUCCAGGGCCAGCAUCACUGCGGUGGCUUCCUGCUCCGCGCCCGCUGGGUGGUCACAGCUGCCCACUGCCUCAGCAACAGAGACCCGCGAACGGUCCAGGUGGUGCUGGGGGCUCACAACAUUCGCACCUCAGAGCCCACCCAGCAGGUGUUCAGCACCUCAGCUGUCAUCAGGCACCCUGACUACCAGCCCACAACCCACGCCAAUGACAUCUGCCUGCUGCAGCUGAACAGCUCUGCCAUCCUGGGUCCUGCAGUGGGGCUGCUGAGGCUGCCAAAGAGGGGCACCAGGCCGCCCAGGGCCGGGACGAGGUGCCAUGUGGCCGGCUGGGGCUCUGUGUCCAACUUUGAGGAAUUGCCACCCGGGCUGAUGGAGGCCGAGGUCCGCGUGCUGGGCCUGGACGUCUGCAAUAGCUCCUGGAAGGGCCAGCUCAGCCCUGCCAUGGUCUGCACCCACAGUGGGGACCGACGGCGGAGAGGCUUCUGCUCGGCGGACUCCGGGGGGCCCCUGGUGUGCAGGAACCUGGCCCAUGGCCUCGUUUCCUUCUCUGGCCUCUGGUGUGGCGACCCCAAGACCCCAGAUGUAUACACACAGGUGUCUGCUUUCGUGACCUGGAUCUGGGAUGUGGUUCAGCAGCGACCCCACAGCCCCCAACUCAGCUCCUCACCCAGGACCACUGGGGCCCCCACAGGAGCUUCCUGAACCACAGCAGCACUGUGUAUACAAAUGAGAAUACAACCCAUGCAAACAGCUUUGGCCUGGAAGAUUCUGUGGCUGGGGCAGGGGGUUCACAGAACCU
Eptesicus fuscus (big brown bat) is the source of this 952-nucleotide messenger RNA. It is a transcript of the gene PRSS57, whose product is annotated as serine protease 57. Gene Ontology annotation, molecular function: serine-type endopeptidase activity. The coding region runs from base 1 to 855 and encodes 284 amino acids. Gene Ontology annotation, biological process: proteolysis. The transcript is spliced from 5 exons. Lineage: Eukaryota; Metazoa; Chordata; Mammalia; Chiroptera; Vespertilionidae. The record is from RefSeq and is a predicted model, not a curated record.